Messenger RNA from Naegleria lovaniensis, 936 nucleotides. RefSeq lists its product as uncharacterized. The coding region runs from base 1 to 936 and encodes 311 amino acids. NCBI's taxonomy places the organism in Eukaryota, Heterolobosea, Eutetramitea, Acrasida, Naegleriidae. The record is from RefSeq and is a predicted model, not a curated record. Gene Ontology annotation, molecular function: S-adenosylmethionine-dependent methyltransferase activity. The transcript has a single exon.
AUGUUGAGAAAAUGUUAUGAACAGCAGGCCAUCGUCAAGGAACAGAUACAGAAAUUUAUUGACACUUCGUCCAAUGACCAAGAAAUUUAUGACAAGUUGCAUGACCUCUUCCAAAAUAAGGUAUUUAAAUCUAGAGAAUAUUUGAAAGAAAAUCCAGUGAACGUUACGAAAAUGAGUACGGACAGAAGUACUGACACUUCAUACAGAAGUAGCAAUCGCUCUAGCAAAAUUAAGGAGCUUAUUCCAAAAUCUUUGAAAGUCCGUAACAUGCUUGACAUUGGAUGCUCUGAAGGAUCAAUCACGCAGGCUAUUGGGCAUGAACUUGGAUUAACAAAAGAAAAUAUUCAUGGUUGUGAUGUGAGGGACAUUGGAAAAACCUAUACCAAUGAUUUUACUUUCCAUCUUAUAAGCGAGCAAUCUAAUCAUCUACCUUUCGAAAACAAUUCAUUUUCACUUGUGACAGCACUCAUGUCUUUUCAUCACAUCAAAAACGUGCAAGAAACAAUCAAAGAGGUUUACAGAAUUUUAGAGCCAGGAGGGGUUCUAAUCAUUCGAGAGCACGACUGUUCUCCUCCUGAAGUUUCUCUAACUCUCGAUAUCAUGCAUGGAUUAUAUUCACUGGUUUGGAGUUCUCCUCGAGAGAUGCCCAAUUUUUGUUCUGAAUACUUUGCCGAAUAUCGAUCCAGCGAUGAAUGGACAGAGUUAAUCACUGAGCCCAUCGUUGUUGACCAAAAAGAAGACACAGAAACAAUCGCUCAGAGUAGUACCACUGAGAAAAAACAAGGUUUCAAACUGGAAUACUGUGAAGAUUUAUCGACAUUCAGCGCACCAAAACAGUCAAACUCACGUUAUGGAAGAAAAAACUAUGAAGGUGAACCAGACAUCAAAAAUCCUUUUCGCUCCUACCAUGCAGUGUACAUUAAAGGAAAAGAUUGA